AUGCAAGGCGGCGAAUCGGGCAUCUCUGCUUCAGGGGCUCAGGCUCGGCAAGAGGCCAAACAUGCAGGUAUGGCCACCACAACGGAGCCAGCGAACUUUCAGGGGACGUCGACACGCAACGAACAAUCUCAAGCUGGCUCAGGUGGGCAAGGAGCGGGUGAUGAGGCUGUGUCGACCGAUGUGAGGAGCAUCCAUUCGGUAAGUCGUUACAUGCGGUGCAUCCUCCUUGACCCGCGAUCCCUACUGCCCGCAGCCCAGACGAGUCGCUACAUCAGCGCAGCUUCGCUCACCAACCUCCAUUUUACUCCUACUUUCGCAGGAAAUCGACCGCAAACGGCUGGAGUUCGAACAGCAACGUGCUGCUCAGCGUCUUGCCUUUGAGCAGCAAAUGCAGCUCCUGGAACGAAAGCAACGCGAGGAAGAAGCGAGCUUGAUGAGCGGUAGCAAGGGUCCGCUGGACUCGGUCGCAGGCAACCAAGCAGUGCCUCAUGCUUCAGCACCCAGCACUCCACCUGGCAAUGCUUCGAGACAGACGAGCGCUUCUUCAACGCUGAGAUCAAAAACGACCAAUUCUUCGCCUCGGCCCACGUCCAUGUUGGGUGCUGCUAGCUCUGCGGACGACCCACUCUCCUUUCGCGCUCAACUCGGCGACAUGAGCGAUACUCAGCCAGAGGAAGGCUUGAACGGUAGCAACGUUCCUGGCUUGCCGCCCCCUUCGACAGCUCGAUCCGUUCCAUCUUCUCGACGCAUCAGCGCUGGGCCAGAAGCCGUCUCGUCGACCGAUCGACGCGCCUUGGGCUCUGCAUCUGGCGAUCUGGCUCAUGCCUUUGAACGCCUAUCUGUCGGGAGCCACCGCAAUGUCAGUCAAGUGCGCGCUCAGCUUGCUCAAGAAGCCGGCACAUUGAACAGUGCGCCCAACGCUCCUGCCAACCACCAGCACGCGCCUGGCAGCAACCGACCCGUCGCACCUCAUGUCCUUCAACGAGCCUUGACGCGCAGCGGGAGUGGCAGUGGAGCCGAAAAUGGAGAGUCUGGCUUUACGCCAGUGUUCAAUGAGCGCUUCUUGUUCGACGACGAAGCGUUGGAGGCGGACGACUCGGCCUUUGUGCGCAAGUACAACCUCAAGGAGGAAGACGAUGACUUUCCGGUGCUGAUCAGGCGUGAUAGCUAUCCAGGCAUGGUGCGUAAUCUUCCUUUUGUCCAUUUGUACAUUCGUUGCGGAGGGUUGGUCUGACCUGAGCGCUCCUCGUUUCGCUCGCCAUCGUAGCUUUCGGCUUCUUCUGCCGCGCUUGAUCUUGCACCUCUCGCUCAAGCUCCAAGAUCGCAUCGCGGUGCUGGAGGCGCGAUCGGCGAAGCCCAGCUGUCAGAGUGGCCUCAGUACGCCGGUCAUAGCGAGGCCGUUCACCAACAUCAUGCGCCUCCCCAUAGUGCCGGCUUGGUCAACGAUCGCAGGGGACGCUCGGAGCGCAACUCGCCGCAAUUCGGACCCAUUGCUGGUCCCAGACUGCCCUCUGGUGCCGCGAGCUUGGGUACGACAGGCCAACGCGCAGCCAGCGUCAGCCAGGUCGCUGGGAAUGCUCAGCCUCACCACUUGUCCCAGCAGCUGGGCGCAGCGGCUGUUCGAGGAGACGAUGAGCGCUCACAGGGCAGCCACUCUACCAAUUCGCCAAGCCGCAACGGCUCUUCGCAGCUCAGCGUCAGACCGCCGACGCAAGCGCCAAGCGACGUUACAGAGCAAUCCUCCAACAUGUCCAACUCUUUCCGCUCUGGUGACGUGGCCCUCAAGCCGACGAACGAUCUCGCAGCUGGUCCUCAAUCGCGCUCUCGCCUCUCAGCUGGUCCCGAUGCUGAUUCCAUCAGCUCGUUCCCUAGCUUUGCCCUGGCCGAGAGCAUGAAGCCGCAAGCGAAUCCCAAUCCCCUCAUCGGAGGCGCUCGUGCCACCACGCCCAACCGCUUUGGUCCGUAUGGUAGUGGCGGGCCGUCCGCGACUGGGUUCGAAACGAGACCACGCCCCUCUUCGGGCUUCUUUGAGGCAUUCAGUCCUCCCAGCGCUCUUGGAUCAACCCAGUCUGACAUUUUCAACCGACCUCCUGUCACCAAUCAACAGCAGCACGGCGGCCACUUUGGCAUUGGCCUCGAUGGUGAUCCACUGCUUGGUCUGGCAGGUGCGCAAUCGGCUCAACAGCGCAAGAACGAGCUGGACGUCAAUACUCCGCUGGAACAGCUUCACGGUGAGAUCUUUGCGCUAUGCAAAGAUCAGCACGGCUGCCGAUAUCUGCAAAAGAAGCUCGAAGAAGGCCUGCCCACGUAUCGCGAUAUGAUCUUUGCCGAGACGUUCAAGCACUUUACCGAACUCAUGACGGAUCCGUUUGGAAAUUACCUGUGUCAAAAGAUGCUGGAAUACUGCACGGACGAUCAGCGCAACUUGAUCGUCGAGAGCGUCUCCUCCGAGCUGGUCACCAUCUCGUUGAAUAUGCACGGCACGCGAGCUGUGCAAAAGAUGAUCGACUUUUUGUCCACGCCUCGCCAGAUCAGAUCCAUCAUCGGAGCGCUGACGAUGAAUGUCGUCACCCUCAUCAAGGACUUGAACGGCAAUCACGUCAUUCAAAAGUGUCUCAACCGACUUGGAGCGGAGGAUGAUCAGUUCAUCUACAAUGCUGUGGCCGCGCAUUGCGUCGAGGUGGCUACCCAUCGCCAUGGCUGCUGCGUUCUGCAGCGCUGCAUUGACCACGCUUCGGAAACGCAGAGGAUGCAGCUGGUCACCGAGAUCACCUUUAACGCCCUGACGUUGGUGCAGGAUCCCUUUGGCAAUUACGUCGUCCAGUACAUUCUAGACCUCAACGACCCGCGCUACAGCGAUGCGGUGGUUCAACAAUUCAUCGGCAACGUCUGCUUGCUCUCGGUGCAAAAGUUCAGCAGCAACGUGAUGGAAAAGUGCAUUCGCGUAUCCAAUGCCAGCCUUCGCAAGCAACUGAUCGACGAGCUGCUCAAUCGUGCUCGACUGGAAAAGCUUUUGCGCGACUCGUUUGGCAAUUACGUCGUGCAGACCAGCUUGGACUAUGCGGAGCCGCUGCAGAGGGUCGCGCUCGUGGAUUGCAUCAGACCCAUCUUGCCCGUCAUUCGCAACACGCCUUACGGCAAGCGCAUUCAGAGCAAGCUGCAGCGCGACAAUCUCGAUUUCGGCCCGCCGAUGGGCGGAAUGGCGCAUCCUCACAUGGGCCCUGGAAUGGGAGGAGGCAUGAAUGGUCGUGGCGGCAUGCCUGGCAUGCCGUACGCCUUGCUUCAGGCCGCUCAGCAACAGCAGCACCUUCACGCCAUUGCUGCCAUGGGGAAUCAGCGUCAGGGACAAGCGAACGGGUACGGCAUGGAUGGUAUGAGCCCCAUGAUGGGCUACGCGAAUGGAGGCCAGAGCCAUGGUAUGAAUUACCAGCAGAACGGCAUGGGCAUGGGCGCCGGCGUUUCACCUGGUCAGAUGAGCGGCGGAGAGAUGUCUCUUCAACAGGGCGUUUCGUAUGGCGCUUCGCAGCACAUGUACAGAGGGAACAACAAUGUGCCCCAGUACCCUGGCGCGCCCCAAGGGCUUGGACGGCAGAUGCCACCGCCUUCCCACGUGGCACAGAACAACGUCGCUAGUGGUGGUGGUCCACCGCCGCGUCAAGGACCGUUUGCUGGCGCGCAGACCCAGGCCUAUCGAGGCGGUUAUGGCGGGCGGCAACAGGCGCCUCCUCCACCUCAAGUCCAUGGAGCUCACACUCACCCUUUUGCCCCUAACAAUUUCGCCUCGGGCAACAAGACCGGCUAUGGUGGUGCUAGUCCAGCAAUGGGCAUGCCUAGCGGAACGGUUGCUUAUCUCGGCAAUGGCUAUCCUUACUGA
Molecule: messenger RNA, 3874 nt
Organism: Ceraceosorus bombacis
Lineage: Eukaryota; Fungi; Basidiomycota; Exobasidiomycetes; Ceraceosorales; Ceraceosoraceae
Source: the annotation of a GenBank genome assembly